AUGAUAGAUACAGCAGUCGAUCAGUGCUUCAAUUGCCAAGUAGCAACCAAAAGCCACAAGGAAGAACCUAUCAAGCCAACCCAAAUCCCUAGCAAACCUUGGAAGACCAUCUCAACAGAUUUCGGUGGACCGUACCCAGACGGACACUACAACCUCGUGGUUAUUGAUAAGAGGAGCAGAUAUCCAGUUGUGGAAAGAGUGCCAAGCACAAGCCUGGGACCAGUCAAGGAAAGGAUGAAGAACAUCUUUGCAGCAUAUGGCACACCCAAGAGGGUAGAGAGUGACAAUGGACCACCAUUCAAUUCCGGGGACUAUGAAGAGUUCGCAAAGGAAGAAGGAUUCGAUCCCCACAGGAUAACGCCAGGACAUCCCAGAGCAAAUGGAGAAAGCGAGAAGUUCAUGCAAACACUAAACAAGACUGAACGCAUAGCAACCCUUGAAGGGAAGGACAAGUACGAACGGCAAGAAGCCAUCCACAACAUGCUAGUAACAUACAGAUCGACACUCCACCCUGCGACAGGAGUAACACCUUAUGAAGCCAUGCGAGGAGUAAGUGUUAGAACCAAGCUAGACUACACACCACCAACCACAGAGAGAACAGCCAAGGAGGAAGCGAUAGAUGCCAGAGAUGGAGAAUACAAGAAAUAA
This is a messenger RNA of Nematostella vectensis (starlet sea anemone), 648 nucleotides long. RefSeq lists its product as uncharacterized. The transcript has a single exon. Gene Ontology annotation, biological process: DNA integration. Gene Ontology annotation, molecular function: nucleic acid binding. The coding region runs from base 1 to 648 and encodes 215 amino acids. The record is from RefSeq and is a predicted model, not a curated record. NCBI's taxonomy places the organism in Eukaryota, Metazoa, Cnidaria, Anthozoa, Actiniaria, Edwardsiidae.